UGCAAUUAAAUGUGCUACUGCAAUUAGACAAAUAAUUACUACUAUUAAUAAUUCUCUUAGUACUAAGGCCAACAAGAACAAAUAUAUCUUAGUAUUAAAAUAAAAGCACCGCUUCCACCUCUGUAUCUUCUUCUGCAUCUAUCCUUGUGUUUUUCUCUCUUAUAAAAAUUCAUUUUUUUGUUCUUCUUUUGCUCAGCCUCGUUUCUGUCAAUGGUGAUCAAAUACAUCGAUGAGAAGAUACUGUUAAUGGAGGUAGAGAAUUCGGGACACGUGUAAAGUAAUGGAGGAGCAUUAAAGUGUAACCAAUGAAUGAGCUUUGAGCUGUUUGAGAUGCUUCCUCUCUGUAUGCAGAGUGAGAAAGAGAGCAAUAACUAUGAUAUCUCGAUUUUAACCCAUUACUCCACAUUCAAGACACUGAGUGAGAUCCACAUGCCCCCAUUAUAUUUUUCAUCCAACAUCUUUUCUUUCUUCUACAUUUGAUCUCUCUCUCUCUCUCUCUCUCUUUGGAAAAGAAGAAACUUUCUUCAUUACAUUGUUCCUCCUCGAUCUAUGAAGAAGAUGAAGAAACCACGAUUUGUCCUCCUUUUGGUUGUGUUUAUAGUCCUCUGCGUCUCACUUGUUUCUUCUGAAAUGAAUUUGGGUUUGGAGGAUUACAAUUUUCCGGUGGAUCCAUCUCCGACUACAAAAGCUUCGAUCAAACCAGGUCCUAUUGAGCAUGGAAACCCUCUCAAUCCUUAUAUUCCUAAGCCUCCUUCUUCUUCUCCUCCUCCACAAGGUCCUCAAGACGGUGGAUAAAAUCAUUUAUUUAUAUAUAUAUAUUAAUUAAAUAAACUUUUCGUGAUCUCCGUACUGUUUGUAUCUAAUGUUUCCACGUUUUUUUUUCUUUUUCAAAUUCUCUGUUUCAGUAACUCGUUCUACUAACUUUGUUGUUUUCUACUUUGCUAUGUUUUAAUUAGUUUCCUUUUUCUGCAUUUGUUUUCUAAUGGACUUAUCGGUGUUUGAAGUGAUAAUGGAUUUGAGUCGUAUGAUU
Molecule: messenger RNA, 1030 nt
Organism: Eutrema salsugineum
Lineage: Eukaryota; Viridiplantae; Streptophyta; Magnoliopsida; Brassicales; Brassicaceae
Exons: 2
Coding region: 550-795 (81 amino acids)
Source: RefSeq, a predicted model, not a curated record